AUGCCUCAUGCACAUCACGCCGGCUUGGUGAUGCGAAAUCACGUUCGUCGGGAUGUCAUCCCUCCACAUCGGUUGCCAUUCUUGGUCCCCAGUGCCUCCUCUAUAGCCACCAAGCUUCCAUCCCUCGUGGCAAGAUCCGAAUCAACUGCGGCGAUUACGGGAGAAAAGCCCACCAGCAAUCUGACAACGACGGUCUUACCUGUCGUGCUCGGUGCAGGUCUUCCCAUUUUGUGUGCUAUUAUCGUUCUCGUUAUGCUUCACCGGAGACAUGUCAAGAAACUUCUGCGGGAAGAUGCAAUGGACAAACAUAAAUCUCUCGAUUUUGGAAUGGAUACAGUGGGGCCUGCAACCAGGAGGAAAGGCCCUGGAAUGCCCCCAAUGUCAGAACCAGCCCAUACCAAAGGAUUGUCUCUUGAUGUCGGUCCAUAUCUGAUGCCUCCGAACCUGAAAGGUUCCCCGGAGUCUCUGCGCUCCAUGUCAAUAGAUGAUGACAAAUACCGUCCGGCCACUGCCUCCAUUCGGUCGUACCCCAGGGGUUCCCGAUUGGGAGGUGCCGAUGACGGCAAUUCAGGUCUUCUGCAGAAUGCACAGAGGAUGUCUCGUUCAUCUCCGCCGCUGUACUCCUCCCCCAUCGAAUCUCAUGGACGCACUUCUCCGAACCAGCACAAUGACUACCUUGGGCAAGUUCCCGGGGUGACACAUCCACCUGCCGCACACCAACCUGGCAUGGCUAUUGGAAGUCCCAAUGCCAACAGGAUUCCCUCACCAGAGCCCCUGCCCCAUCUGGAUUCCUCUUCGGGCCUAAACUUCGGAUUGGAUGAUACAUACGGCAACACAUAUAACAACCAGCACGAAGAGCGCCUGAACUUCCCGCUGCCUGAGCCUUCACAGUCACGAGACUUGAGCCAUGACCAGGCUCCUGCAUCACAGCUUCCUCGUAUUUCCCUGCCGGCCAGCGAUGUUACCAGUAGUGACUAUGGCGAUGACCGCAAGUCGCAAUACAUUCUCCCUGCGGUCAACAUCCAUGGCACAGAAGACGUACAGCAACAUAAUGCCCCAAGCCACGAUAACAAGCAUCCAGAACUCCCAGAGGAACCUCAAAAUCUGGAUGCGGCAUAUGAUAACCGCCGCGAUACCCGCCGGAUGACUCUCGGAUUGCGCCCGUUGCCCCCAGAAGACCCCGCCGACAACCCAGAACAGCGUGCCAAUCGGAUUCGAUCCUUCUACAAGGAGUACUUCGAUGAAAGCAAGACCGGCCAGGAGCCCACAUACUACGAGGACUUCGGUCCCGAGUUCUAUGAGGGUGGUGGUAAUGCAGCUGGUUUCAUCUAUGACCCAGCCACCGGCGAAUAUUAUGACGCCACCCAUGGUGCUGCUCCAUUCGCUGAGCCGAUCACCCGUCGCGCGAUGACACCGCCGCCCCGCGCACCUCCACGCUUCCAGGGAGCCGCUCGCCACAUGGCCACCAACUCUGCUGGCCACAACGGCAUGCCCGGCCCACGCGCCUUCUCAUCUGCCUCCGGCCGUAUGCCCGGCCCACGCGGUCCUAAGAAACCGAUCCCACCUCCCUCCCCGCUGCAUGUCCUACCUACUCCUCACAUGUUGACGGAUGACUCCCUCAUGACUGCCAUGGACUUUGCCCCGGCACAUGGAUUCAGGGACCGCCGCGCGGGUCGCCCCGAGACACCCACCGGUGGCAUGCGCCCCUACGUCCCUGGUGUGCGUGCCCACACGCCACUGGUCUCUGCCUUUGAUGAGCUCGCCGUGAUGCCCAGCCCUCACGCCCUGCGCAAGUCUGGCACGUUCACCAACCUGGACUUUGUGCCCCCGCCCCGGUUCAAGAACGAGGGCGGUACCGGCAGCGACGCGGGUAGUAUCCGCAGUGCUCGGACUGUCGUCUCUGCUAACCACCAGAAUAAUAUCCGCAUGGGCAACUACCGUGUCAGUCGUCUGCCGGCCGAGGCGGUCGGCACUAAGGACGACAUGAUGGCCAGUCUGCGUCCAAAGUGGGAUAUGAACAACGCAUAA
Molecule: messenger RNA, 2028 nt
Organism: Penicillium samsonianum
Lineage: Eukaryota; Fungi; Ascomycota; Eurotiomycetes; Eurotiales; Aspergillaceae
Exons: 1
Coding region: 1-2028 (675 amino acids)
Source: RefSeq, a predicted model, not a curated record